CGUUAACUGUAUCGUAUGCCAACCAUACGAGUCACCACAACUCGAGGGGGAAACGACUACAGCGCGAAUACGUUGCCAGUACCUUUUGAUAUUUCCUACCAAGUGUAUAUAGAAAGGAAAUAAGCCACAGAUCAGCUGUAUCAUCAGUUGUAUUUGAAAAUAAGUGAUCUGUCUAACAUUUGAACCGGAAAUACCAAUACAGGAUUCGCUUGCAUAGAAUUCCCCUCACCUCGACUGAAUGCAAAAUAUUUUUUUUUUUUAAAUGAAUCCAAAUUACUUUUCAUUUAUAAUCUGAAAUUCAGUCACGACGAAUAGUUUACACCGGCAGUGACUUUUAAAAUACAAAAGAUGAAUCCUUCUACAACGAUUAGAAUAUUCAGAUUGGCGGAAUUGAUGACAAUAAUCGUUUGCUUAGUACUACAUUUCAAAACACCUGAAGAAACUGAUCCGCUUACUAUCGUCUUGGCUUCCGGCACAUUCUUUGGAUACUUUAUCAUUUUAGUGGGAUGGUUUGCAAUGAAAAAUACUGGCAAUCCUAUCAACCGGACUGUCGAUGUCGGCAUCAGUUCGCUCGGCUGUAUUCUUUUCAUCGCAACUGGUGCGCUCAUUUUCGUAGAAUGGAGUCGAAAUGAUAUCGUUCGAGUCAAAAAAUUUCUCCCGGUUACCGAUGAUCAUACCAGAAAGUAUAAUUUUCUGCAAAAGAUCAUUACUUAUCUGACACACGCGACCGCUGAUUCGGUGGCAUUGAAACUUGAUAAAAUGGGACACAAACACUUCCUUUACGGUCCAGAAACGUACAUCAUGGCUGUAGUGAAGGCUUCACUUUCUAUUUGCAGUGGUUUCCUAUUCAUCUCUGAUAUUAUCACAACUCAUUUACAAAGUAUUGUUAAAGCAACGAAAGUACCGACAUAAUCGGACCGCAAAAGUUUUAGCAAUUGUA
Messenger RNA from Bradysia coprophila, 940 nucleotides. RefSeq lists its product as uncharacterized. Gene Ontology annotation, cellular component: plasma membrane. The record is from RefSeq and is a predicted model, not a curated record. Gene Ontology annotation, biological process: septate junction assembly. NCBI's taxonomy places the organism in Eukaryota, Metazoa, Arthropoda, Insecta, Diptera, Sciaridae.